Messenger RNA from Lachancea sp. 'fantastica', 2256 nucleotides. Lineage: Eukaryota; Fungi; Ascomycota; Saccharomycetes; Saccharomycetales; Saccharomycetaceae. The record is from the annotation of a GenBank genome assembly.
AUGUUCCAGAAAGUCUGUAGGAGUGGGCUGAGACGAAGGUGUCGAUCUCACGUUUCCAAAGCGGCAACAGACGUCAAACAGGAGCUGCAACAAGCGUUGAAUCUGUCGCAACAAAUAAGCCGGUCCAGUGGCGAUUUGGAGACCCCCGAGAGCUCUGAAAAGGUAAUCAGUGCGAAAACCCAACCCGGAAAAUCGUACUCUUCCUCUUCCUCUUCCUCUCCGAAAUACACCAAAGAGCUGGACAAACUGCUGACAUGCGAACAAACGACUUCGCACCAACCGAAAAGUCCAAGAAAAGCGCAUAAAAAGGGCACAAACCGGGCGCUUAGAUCCGAGUUUCGUGUGCAUCCUUCCAGAAUCAGCUUGAAACCGCUCAACCCAGAUGACAAAGACACGGAAACCAAACCACCGCGUCUCUGUCACGAGCUUGAAAGAGUGCUUUUCCAGCCUAUGAACUUCCACACGCUUCAGGAUGGCCGGUCUGGUUCCUACAACUUUAGCAAAUGGCUCGAAGACAUCAUUCGGGUUGACGAUUUUGAUUUCGACGCCGUCUCUGCGUUUGUCACCGCAUCCAAAGACGAAACGAUGCUCAAACUGACAGAACUCCAUCAGCAGCGAUACUACUCGUCCACCAGCUCCAUGACAGGCAUUCUAUCACAUCUGCAUUUCUUAUUGUCCAAUUUCCGGAAAACAAACAUGUCAUUACUGUCUAAAAACUUCAGUGAGCGAGCGGCUACUUUCAGCUGGGGCGCCCAGCUCCCUGCAGUGGUAAUAAUGAAAAGAAUGGACCCCAAAAAAUCCAUUUUCUCGAUAGAUUCUGAUAAGUCCUCUGAUCGGGAACUGGUUCUAUCAUUAUUAGGUCAUGCUCUAGAGGCCGUUCUUACCACCGAAGAGCAGCAGUUUAAAAAGACAUAUGAUAAAACCACAGAUACAUACAAGGCCAGCACCAACAGACCUGCAGGGGCCUACCACUACUCUAAGAUUUCAGACUUUGUGCUGCGAUCACAACUCGACGCAUUCAAUCCUAAUCUUCCCGGGACCGGCGUUUUUGACCUCAAGACCCGUGCUGUUGCAGCUGUGAGGCACGACAUAGCAUAUGUCGAAGAGAAUAACAAUUACACAGGCUACCAAAUACAACAAACACUAGGCAAAUUCGAGUCUUUCGAAAGGGAGCUAUUCGAAUUAAUACGAAGCACCAUGCUCAAAUACUCUUUACAAGCACGUAUCGGUCGUAUGGAUGGUAUCUUCAUAGCCUACCAUAAUAUCUCCAAAAUGUUUGGUUUUCAGUACAUGCCAUUGGAAGAGAUGGACCACAUUCUGCAUAGUUAUGCAUGUCCACGAUUCCAUCAAGUACUGGAUGAAAGAAAUGAGUCUUUGAAAGCCAUCUUUGGCGAAGAGAAUUUCAUUUUGAAGCACGACCACGCAAGUUUGGAACGCGCCAUCGCGUCCAAUGUUGCUGACGCAGAGUUCAAGAGUUCCAUUGCAUUUUUGGAUAAACUACUCAAGCUGGUAGAGAGUGCUUUACCUUCCAAUUUUCAUGCAUGUCGCUUGGUAUUCAGAACAGAAAUCAAAAAGGUAACUGAUGAGAACGGUGAACCAUGCAAGGUUCCGGUUCUCAAUGUCCUGGUAGCGCCUUUGACCAAAGAUCAAACCGAUCAAUUUCAAAAAGCUGACUUGAAGAAAGAGCUUCAAGACGCCGAAAACAUUGAUAACUACUUCAAAAAAACCGAACAACUCAACAGCGAGACUGCCAAAAGUGUUAUUGGGUUCGAAGUCACUGUCAAUCAUCACGCACAGCACCAUCCAGCAACCAUCAAAAGUCCACGCAUAGCAAGCAUUAAAUCGAGCGUUUUAACGGAACAAGAAAAGCAGUUUGUAAAUAAAACGGCCAACCAAAACUUCUACGAACAAUCUGCAAAUUGGAAGCAUAUGCAAUUUUUCCAUCCCCUAGAUGUGCAGAUGUGGUCGUCUGCUUUCACUAUUCGACAGGUAACGAAUCAAGAGAAAUUGAGUAAACGAUACAUGAUGUAUCUCGAAGAUAAACUAGCGGCAUUGAAGGGCCAAACGGUUUCCAAAAAGUCGGCAAAUGCGACACCAGAGGAGAUCUCUGACCGCAUCAAGAGAUUUAUGUCUGGAACCAAAAGCGAUUCGAAAGCAAGCGGGAAAUCGAAUGAGGAAAACGAGAUAUCUCAAUUACAGGCUCUUUUGAGAGCGUACGCCAGAAAGGGGGAACUAAGUGCUCGGAAUCAAAAGUGA